UGCGGCAGCUGCCUGCAGGGUGCAGGAGGCCAAGAACUCCAUGGCCACUCCUCCAGCGUCUCCGACGAUGGCGACGACUCGGAAACCAUUGCCCUUGCUCCUCCUCUCCCUCUCGCUCCCCGUCCUCUUCCUGAUCUUCUCCCUCGUCUUCCUCCUCUCGCACACCACCUUUAGCCUCCUCAUCUGCCCUCUCCUCCCUAAGUCUACUUCGAGGCCCAAUGCAACCAGCACGAGUGUUGCCAGCGUUGAUGUUUCCAUGGACAAGACCUUACAAGCCUUCAAUGCCUCGUCACCACCACCGCCUCCACCUCCGACCACGCCGCUGCCACCGUUGCCGGCUAUUCCUGCGGCUGUUAAGAGCAGCAGGAAGGCGUCCACGAAGAGAAACAAGAGCCUUCUCAAGCUCCUGCUCAGGCAGACUCCGCAGACGCGACGGUUCGAGGCGCGCGCGGCCGAGCUCUUCGCGGGACCGACGCCGUGCACGGACCGCUUCUUCAUGACGUGGCUCUCCCCGCUAGCGCAGUUCGGCCGCCGCGAGCUCCUCGUCUUGGAGAGCCUCUUCAGGUGGCACCGCGGCGCCUGCCUCUUCGUUGCCUCCGACACCAUGGACUCCGCGGGCGGCAACGACAGGCUCAGGCCGUUCCUGGAACGCGGCUUCCGCGUUGCCGCAGCCUCGCCGGACUUCGCGUACCUCCUGAACGGCACGCCGGCCGAGGCGUGGCUCGGCGUGGUGCAGCGCGGCGGCGUCAGCCCCGGCAGCGUCCCGCUCGGGCAGAACCUCUCCAACCUCCUCCGCCUCGCGCUGCUCUACAGGUAUGGCGGCAUCUACCUCGACGCCGACGUCGUCGUCCUCAAGCCCUUCUCUGACCUCCGGAACGCCAUCGGCGCGCAGGCCGUGGACGAGGCCACGGGCGACUGGAGGCGUCUGAACAACGCCGUGAUGAUAUUCGAUCGUGGCCACCCGCUGCUGCGCGAGUUCAUCGCCGAGUUCGCAGCCACGUUCGACGGGAGCAAGUGGGGCCACAACGGGCCGUACCUGGUGUCGAGGGUGGCGGCGAGGCUGCGCCGGAGGCCCGGGCUCGACGUGACGGUGCUGCCGCCGCGCGCGUUCUACCCCGUGGACUGGAACAAGAUCGGUGGGCUGUUCAUUGCACCCAAGGAAAGGAAAGAUGAGAGGUGGGUGAAGGCCAAGGUGGAAAACAUCAAAGGCGAGAGCUUCGGUAUCCACCUGUGGAACAGGGAGAGCAGAAGGCUGAAAAUAGAGGAGGGGAGUGUGAUUGGAAGGUUGGUUUCAGGCAGCUGCCUGUUCUGCAAUUCUUCCAUGUUUGUAAAGCCAAAAUAG
Messenger RNA from Phragmites australis (common reed), 1342 nucleotides. RefSeq lists its product as uncharacterized. The record is from RefSeq and is a predicted model, not a curated record. The transcript has a single exon. The coding region runs from base 41 to 1342 and encodes 433 amino acids. Lineage: Eukaryota; Viridiplantae; Streptophyta; Magnoliopsida; Poales; Poaceae.